CCCCCCCCCCCAGCCGAUCUCUGCAGUAACAGGAAGUUGUGGUGACUCCUGAGUCUCUUCUCAGUAUCACAUUCAGUUUCCUGCACUCGACUCAAGACAACGACGAACAUAUUCUGUCUUUAUCAUUAUCGUCCCUCCAUCUUCACCUCCUCCAUCAUGGCUCCAUCAGCCAUUCUCUUCCUCCUCCUCCUUGGCGUGCUGACCUCCGCCAGCUCUCUACCUCCUGCUCGGAUCUCCUUCCCCCUCAACUCCACAGGACGUCCUCUCGUCCACUUCAGCCUCCAUGAUGUCCACAACACCACCACACUGUUGUUAAGUGACGAUGGCUCCACCCUGUAUGUCGGGGCACGAGAUGCUGUCCUCUCAUUGGACAUUAGUCAGAGUGAUGUCAUCAGCCUGAGGAGGAAGGUGUCAUGGCGUCCGUCUGAGGAUGACAUCAAGGAGUGUCGAGGUAAAGGGAAGAAUCAAGAGGACGAUUGUCCGAACUUUGUCCGAGUGCUGCAGCUGAUAAACUCCACCCACCUUUACACCUGUGGCAGCUUCGCCUUCAGCCCUCGAGACGCCUUCAUCGACACUGCGAGUUUCUCUUUGGUCCAACACGACGGGGCUAAAGGUCGGUGUCCGUUCAGCCCCUUCCAGAGGAAUUCCGCCAUCGCCAUCGACGGCGAGUUGUUCACCGCUACAACCAGCGACUUCAGAGGCGUCGAACCACAGAUCUCUCGACACUUCAGCAAAGACAGUCGUCCUAACGUCAGCCAGGACACAUCCGUCAGUUUACUGGACGAGCCAACGUUCGUCGGCUCGUCGGCGGACCCGGCGGAGAGGAAGCUCUACUUCUUCUUCAGUGAAGUCGGGAAAGAGUUCAGCUUCGUUGACAAGCUGCAGAUUCCACGAGUUGCACAAGUCUGUAGGGACGACAGUGGUGGACAGAGGACACUGCAGAAGAAGUGGACGUCCUUCGCCAAAGCUUCUCUUCUCUGUCAAUCUCACAAACAGCUUCCCUUCAACAUUCUCCAGGACAUGUUCACCCUGCAGCCACCAGAGGGCGGCAGUGCCUCUGACACCCUGUUCUACGGCAUCUUCACCUCUCAGUGGUCCUCCGGUCCUCAGUCUGCUGUCUGUGUCUUUAAGCUGCAGGACGUCAGGAAGGUGUUCGCUGGGAGCUACAGGACCUUCGACAUGAAGACACACCAGUGGAGUUUACAGCAGGGAAAACACUGGUACCUGGGACAGUGCGGACUGGACAAAGCCACUGAUUCUGAGCUGGAGGAGGUGAAGAGGUCUUUCUUGACCAGCGGUGCAGUCAAACCUGUGACAGACGGCCCAGCAGUUGUUUCCUCGGAGCAUCAGUACAGUCGUGUGGCUGCGAUGAGGACGACGGCAGCUAAUGGCAAGCAGUACACCGUCCUCUUCCUGCUCACAGAGUCUGGAUUCCUGCACAAGAUGGUUUUUCUGGAUCGGGGCGCCCGGUUCAUUGAGGAGAUUCAGGUCUUCACUCAUCCACAGCUUGUGAAAAGCAUCGUACUCUCGUCCAUCAAGGGGGCGGUAUACGUGGGAACGUCUGAGGGUGUCACCUCAGUCCCUGUGGCGAACUGCUCCGUUUACAGAAGCUGCAGUCAGUGUGUUCUGGCCAGAGAUCCCUUAUGUGGGUGGAGUCCGACCGGGAGGGAGUGCACCAGUCUAAACCACGAGCGUGAACACAUUGUUCAGGACGUGGAAAACGGAAACGUAGAAAAAGAAUGUUUACAACAAAUCAGGAACAGUGAGGACAUAGCAGUGGUCAGUGCUGGUCUGAAUGAAGUAGUUAGACUCCAGUGUAUCAAACCAUCCAACAUGGCCACUCUGACCUGGACCUCCCCUCGGUUCAAAAACCUGUCAGAGAAACUCUUCAUCCAAUCAACUGAUGGCAGCCUCAUCUUCCAUGCUGCCGACGCCACCUUUGGGACGUACCACUGUGAGGCAGAGGAGGGCGGGUACAAGGAAGUAGUCAUGAGCUAUACUGUCCAACCAAUGGUUUCUCCACGCUCUAUCAUCCCAAAUGAUCCAAAGGACCCCGGCUACGACAGUGAAGACGAUUCCUAUGAGGAAGUUGUUCCUGAGAAACAACAGACGGCGACGAUACGACCGUCAGGAGACGCAGAGGAUGAAGACGAUGAAUUCACAACCAACCUUAAGGACGAUGUCACGUCCAGCAGCCACAGUCCUAAUCCCAAACGCAACAUCCAGGAUGAUGGUUUGAACGGCACCUUGACCUUCAGGAAGGACAGCCAGUCCUCGAAGGAGACACUCAACGUCCCAGAGACAAGGUACUACAGUGAGCUGGUGGUCGUUUCACUGCUGCUCGGGAUCUGCAUCUUCAUCCUGGCGCUCGGAGGUGUUCACCUGUGGCGACAGAGGAUAGCCGACGUCAAAAGGAAUCCCUGUGCAGACGCUGGUUCUGAGCUAGAGGUGGUGGACACAUCAAGUUAACAGCAGAUGGGAGGCAGAAGAAAAAGAUCCACAGCUCAGAAGAUUUCAAAAUCUCAAGUUUCAAAUGAAAUUCAGAACUCUCAGAUUGUUCAUCAUUUUAUCUUGAUGUUUUGUUUGUUACUUGAUGCAAAAUUAUUCUAUUUUCACGUCAUUCGAACGAGCAGCGAUGCUGUAGAUUUUUCAUAAUGUGAAUAAUAUUUUGUUAUUGUUUAAAAACAUUUUGUAUAAAUUACAAAAACUGCAACAUGUGAAUAUUUACAGUUUAAAUUUAACAAAGAAUCAAAGUUAUUGAUAAUUUCUGAUAUAUUUACACAUUGAUAAUUUUUUUCAAUACCUGCACAGAUUAAAUUUGCUCCUAUAGAGUCUCGAUCUGUAUUGAUGUUGAUCAGAUAUUAAACAUUUUAAUUUUC
Messenger RNA from Platichthys flesus (European flounder), 2879 nucleotides. Its product is annotated as semaphorin-4A-like. The coding region runs from base 157 to 2469 and encodes 770 amino acids. Gene Ontology annotation, biological process: negative chemotaxis; negative regulation of axon extension involved in axon guidance; axon guidance. Lineage: Eukaryota; Metazoa; Chordata; Actinopteri; Pleuronectiformes; Pleuronectidae. Gene Ontology annotation, molecular function: semaphorin receptor binding; chemorepellent activity. The record is from RefSeq and is a predicted model, not a curated record. The transcript is spliced from 14 exons.